Molecule: messenger RNA, 3557 nt
Organism: Drosophila suzukii
Lineage: Eukaryota; Metazoa; Arthropoda; Insecta; Diptera; Drosophilidae
Gene: Sytbeta
Product: Synaptotagmin beta
Biological process (GO): calcium-ion regulated exocytosis; regulation of calcium ion-dependent exocytosis; cellular response to calcium ion
Cellular component (GO): exocytic vesicle; plasma membrane
Molecular function (GO): calcium-dependent phospholipid binding; calcium ion binding; clathrin binding
Source: RefSeq, a predicted model, not a curated record
AGCCCCCAAGUGAAGAACAUCUCGCGGCAUCCGGAUUUUCCCAGCGGGUCAAUACAAAGCCAAAGGCAGCAAAUGAAAUCGCUGAACGGCAAUUAAUGGACGCCAAGAGCCAACUUUCAAUUGAGUUUCGUGCCACAGUCGUUGUUGCUGCCACAUAUUGCUUUUGAUAUUUUGCGGCGGUGUUUGUGUCUGUGUGACUCUGCAAUAUGGCGAAGUGUUUUGUGCUGAAAAAUGUUAACCAAGUUUAGGCCGAGCGCUCUCUAAUCCCUUCAGUUCGGCUUGUUGCCAACAAAAAAAAAAGAAAAUAAAAAGAAGAGAAAUAUCAACGAAGAAAAGCGGAGUUCCCGUAGACACAUUCGUUUCGCAAUUUGGGAAGAGAUGAGUGGUCUGGGUCCGGCGGCCUGUUGGCUGGCCCACAAGCGCAUCGAGUCCUGGUCACGGAUGGCCAAGGAGCGAGUGGGCGCAGUGCGUCGCGUCACCCUCGAUCGGAAUUCGGCGGACGAGGGAUCACCGAGUGGGAGUGGUAGUAGCUCCACCACCGGUGGUGCCAGUGGCUCUGGUGGCAACGGGUCGUCGGUGGUGCACAUCCUGCCGAUGGGGGAGGGCUCCACCACACCGCCGCCACAACCCAUGACCCCGCCGCCAUCGGCCUCGUCGGUCACCUCGACCACCAGCGGAAUUGGCAGUGUUUCGGCCGGUAGUGUCAGCGAUAGCUGUGAUUUGCCCACGGACUCGGAGGAGGUAGCCAUUGCCAAGGAAUGCCAGCCCAUACAGCCGGCCAGCCAAAUGCAUGGAAUGCACGGCGGCAUGGGCCUCAACCAUCACCACAUGGGCACGGUUUCGGCCACCGGAACGGACAUCUUGCGCGGACCCGCCGAGGUGUUCCACAGUCCGCUGCACUUGCACCACCAGAGCCGCUCCUUCCCGCCGCGCCUCCAGCGCACGCCGUCCAUCUCCAGCCAGAGCAGCGUGGACAGCGCCCCAUCCAGGCAUUCGGGUCAUCGUGGAUCCUCGCCACAGAUAAGGACCUUUGGACCGGACGGACGUAGCUCCCUGCCGAGUGAGCCGGCAUUUCCGCACCAUUUGGCCAGAUCUCCCAGUCCCAUGCGAACCAUUUCAUUGGAUGCCCGCUGCGGCAGUCCUGCACACUCGGCGGAUCCUGGGGAUCUGAGGACACCCAGUCCCUCGCAAAGCAGCUUGGCAUCAUUGGCCGGAGGAUCGGGAAUGGGAGGCGGUAGCUCGGGAAAGGGCGUGGCCGGUGGUCGUUGCCUUUCGCCGCUGCUGAUACCGCCACGAUCCCAGCCCGGAGUGGAUCCCGCCAUGGGUCCCGCCUCCCCGCUGGGAGCCCUUCAACCCGAUCUCUACCGAUUGCCCGACGGACCCGUUUAUCUCACAGCUCCGGAAUCCAGUCACGCCGUGGGCCGAUUGCACCUGCGUGUGAAGUACGACUAUCACCUGUUCGAUCUGACGGUGCAUCUGAUUGAAGCUCACAGUCUUAGUCCCAUCGAGGAGGGUGGUUUCCGGGAUCCCUAUGUCCGGCUGAUGUUGCAACCGGAAGUCGACAGCAGGAAGCGGCAGACCCACAUCCAUCGUGGUGAAUCGAAUCCCUAUUUUGACCAGCACUUCAAGUUCCCGGUUUCCCGCGAUCAGCUCCAAGGCAAGGAGCUGAUCCUCCAAGUGCUAGACUACGAUCGCUAUUCACACAACGACAUUAUCGGAGAGGUUCGCAUCUCUGUGGAUGGUCUGGAUCUCUCCAAGUCGGUGGAGAUCUGGGGAGACUUGCUGCGCACCAAGAAACCCAAGGAGGAUCGACCGGAGCUCCUUUGCUCCUUGAACUAUUUACCGCAGGCUGAGCGAUUGACAGUUGUCAUUAUGAAGGCCAGAAAUUUGGAAACUCUUCAGGAACCAUAUGUGAAGAUUUACCUGAUUCAAAACGGCAAGCGCAUCAAGAAGAAAAAGACGAGCAUUACGAAGUCCGACGAUCCCACCAACCCCAUUUGGAACGAGGCGUUCACGUUUAAUUUGCAAUCAAAUUAUCUCCACAAUGCAGCCAUCGAGAUCUAUGUGGUGGGUGCUGGGAGCGAGGCCGCGGAAAUCGGAUGCUGCGGCUUGGGGCCCCAGGAAAGUGGAACUGGAUGCCAGCACUGGCACGAUAUGAUUAACAAUGCCCGCAAGCCCACGGCCAUGUGGCACUAUAUCCGCUAGGCCAUUAUGCCCUAUUAUCAACUAUGAUUUUCCACUACAAAAAAAAAACAAGAAAAACAUUCAAUUGCUCUCACAUUGCGUCUAUAUAGGUGUACUAAUAACGUAACCGUGUCUGUGUGAAUUUUCCAAUUGCAUUUUUGGGCGGUUCGCCGCCCCCAAAGCUUAUAUUGUUCUACGAAAUCAAAAUCUCAUCUCUAUAUAUACAGAUAUAUAUAUGAUAUAUGUACGCUGCAGCUAACUAGCCCUCCAAGAAGCUCAAUCAAAAGUUCCUAAGCAACGACAGAAACUUCGAAAAAAAUGAAUGUCCAUGAAAAUUAUAUUUGUGGAUAAUUGGUUUAACGGUUCUGUUUCUUUAUAUUUUUUGUUGUGCAUUUUGUGCAACCUCUUGAGAAAAUACAAAACACACACAAUCUGAAGAGAAAACCGGGAAGGAAGGGUACAAUAGGAAAUCGGUAAUCGCAGAAACCAAAACCAAAAACUGUCAGCCAGACUUGUUGACAUUUCCAUCGACUUCAGCAGACACUUGAGGAGCCUGCCGCCUCCUUUUCGCAAGGAGGGCAUUCAAGUGUGCAUUUCUUAAAUAAUUAUGAAUACACCGCACGGGGAAUAAUAAUAAUAAUUCCUAUAGGUGAGUGGUCGUCAAUCAUGCAGGAAGUCGCCCUUUUGUGCCGCCGACAGUUGACAAAUUGCCAUCGCCAUUCGCUGUUGUCCUUUUGCCAUUCGAUCCUGUGUGCGUUUGUCGUUUUCUCGUCGACUGUUUGUCAAACAGGACACAAAAAAAAGAAGAGCGAGAAGUGAAGUGAAGAGAACUUAUGCUAAUUGUUAAGUUAAAUACAUAUAAUUCCUUCCAGCCGAGUACGUCUAUCAAGAAACUCACCAAAGAGCAUUUCUCGAGCACUUUAACCUAUUUUAUAUGUACUUACAACGAGUAUUCCGAAUGCAUCUGAAUAACAAGAAAUGAGGGUUGGUCGAUGAUUUCUUUCCCAUAAAUCUAUGAGUGUACUUUUGGUGUUGUCGCAUGAACUAACUAGGGGAGUCGGUUCUUAUAAUGUGUGUAAAAUAUGCUACUUAAUCCCAGUAAAUAUAUUGCAGAAUACAAAAACUGAAUGUGUGUGUAACUUAAAAUUAAACAAAGACUUGAAAAAUACAUAGCACUGCACGUGUUAACUAGACAAAAAAAGUACAUACUCUAAGGAGAGCCAGCAUAUAAAUAUAUAUAUUAUACACUAUACUUAUACAAGUUUUUCUAAACGCAUCCUUCUACACAAUUUGUCCCAUGCCAGAGGAAACACAGAGAACAACAUUGCUGACAUGAAGAAAAUAAACCGAAACAACAGAACAACAGGAUAAAU